Molecule: messenger RNA, 1494 nt
Organism: Lepidothrix coronata (blue-crowned manakin)
Lineage: Eukaryota; Metazoa; Chordata; Aves; Passeriformes; Pipridae
Product: beta-mannosidase-like
Exons: 11
Biological process (GO): carbohydrate metabolic process; glycoprotein catabolic process
Molecular function (GO): beta-mannosidase activity
Source: RefSeq, a predicted model, not a curated record
AUGGGCUCCGCGGCGCUUCUGGUGCUGGCGGUGCUAGCGGUGCCGCGGGCGGCGGCCGCGGGCGGCCCGGAGUGGCGCAGCCUGCGGGGGAGCUGGCGGCUGCGCAGCGGGAACGGCUCGGUGUCGCUCCGAGCGGAGGUUCCGGGCUGCGUCCACACUGCGCUGCUCCGCCGCGGCCUCAUCCAGGAUCCAUACUAUAGAUUUAAUGAUGUGAUGUACAGAUGGAUCUCAUUAGAUAACUGGACUUACAGCAGGACAUUUAAAACUCCUUUUGACAUCAGAAAGUGGCAGAAAGUGAAUUUGGUUUUCGAGGGAGUAGAUACAGUAGCACAGAUCCUGCUCAACAAUGUCACUGUGGGGAGAACAGACAACAUGUUUAACAGAUAUAGCUUUGAUAUCACCAGCGUGAUCAAGGAGGUCAAUUUUGUUGAAGUCCGUUUCUUGUCGGCCGUUUCCUAUGCAGCAGAGCAGAGCAGGUGUCACAAAGCUUACAGCAUCCCCCCCGCCUGCCCUCCACCUGAGCAGAAAGGAGAGUGCCAUGUGAAUUUUAUCAGAAAGGAGCAGUGUUCAUUUAGUUGGGACUGGGGCCCUUCUUUUCCCACUCAAGGAAUCUGGAAAGAUGUUAGGAUUGAAGCCUAUGACCAUUACCACCUGAUUUACUUUUCUUUAACUCCUUUCUUUGUAAAAAGUACGCAGCAGUGGUGUCUUGAAAUUGAGUCUGUUUUUGAGGUAGUCAGCUCCAAGCCAAUUCCAGGUCGUGUGAUGGUGAACAUUCCCAAAUUGCAAACGCAACAAACAUUCACUGUGAAGCUUCAGCCUGGAGAAGGCAGCAUUGUGCUGCUUGUAAACAUCAACAAGAGUUCUGUAGUAGAGGCUUGGUGGCCAAAUGGACAUGGAAAGCAAACUGGAUACAACAUGAAAACAACUUUUAUCAUGGAGACAGGAUACCAGAUUGAGAAAUUUUCAAAGGCUUAUUUUCGGACAGUAGAACUCGUUCAGGAGCCUAUUCCUGGCUCACCAGGUCUGAGUUUCUACUUCAGAAUCAAUGGCCGACCCAUUUUUCUGAAGGGCUCGAACUGGAUUCCUGCAGAUUCUUUCCAGGACAGGGUGACCUAUGACACAUUAAGGCUACUCUUGAAGUCUGCAGCAGAUGCUAACAUGAAUGCACUUCGGGUUUGGGGAGGAGGAGUAUAUGAACAAGAUGAAUUUUACGAUAUUUGUGAUGAAAUAGGAAUAAUGAUUUGGCAGGAUUUUAUGUUUGCCUGUGCACUUUAUCCAACUGACCAGAAUUAUUUAGCAUCUGUAAGAGCAGAAGUUCUUCAUCAGGUGCGACGUUUAAAAUCUCAUCCAUCAAUUAUUCUAUGGAGUGGUAACAAUGAAAAUGAAGCAGCAAUUUCAACCAACUGGUUCUCCAUACCUCAUGCCGAAAGAGAGAGAUAUAUCAGAGACUACCUGAUGCUUUAUGUGAAGAACAUACGAGAGAUAGUUCUUAAU